This is a messenger RNA of Gossypium raimondii (Peruvian cotton), 1857 nucleotides long. RefSeq names its product probable pectate lyase 8. The transcript has 6 exons. The record is from RefSeq and is a predicted model, not a curated record. Bases 115 to 1452 code for a protein of 445 amino acids. Gene Ontology annotation, molecular function: pectate lyase activity. NCBI's taxonomy places the organism in Eukaryota, Viridiplantae, Streptophyta, Magnoliopsida, Malvales, Malvaceae.
UUCAAUUGACUCCAAAUUUCAUUUUCUUUCCUUUUCUGUUUUUCCAUUUCUUCCAAACAGAAAUUUUUUUAAAACACAGAGCACUGUUUCAUAGGGAGGAAGAGAGAUUCAGCAAUGGAGAUUUCUCGGAGAUUCUUCUUCUCUUCGUUUACGUUGCUACUUGUUAUGUUGUUCGUUUGUGUCAAUGGCUCAGCAGAGAAAACAGAGCUGAACUCAAGGCUUGCUGAAGGAAACAAAUUGCAGGGCUUGAAGAACUCAUCAACGGCAGACGGGUUGGAUGAUGAUAAAUGGAAAAAUGAGCACGCAGUCGACAAUCCUGAAGAAAUUGCUUCAAUGGUUGAUAUGACCAUAAAAAAUAGUACAGCAAGGAGAAACUUGGGAUAUUUCUCGUGUGGAACAGGGAAUCCAAUCGAUGACUGUUGGAGAUGUGACCGGCGAUGGUAUCGUAGGAGAAGACGCCUUGCAAGCUGCGGCAUUGGGUUUGGACGCAAUGCUAUUGGUGGUCGUGAUGGAAGGUACUAUGUUGUGACUGACCCUGGCGAUGAUAACCCUGUGAACCCCAAACCAGGAACCCUCCGCCAUGCUGUUAUCCAAGACAGGCCUCUUUGGAUCGUGUUCAAGCGUGACAUGGUGAUCACGUUGAAGCAGGAGCUGAUAAUGAACAGUUUUAAGACGAUUGAUGCUCGGGGCGUCAACGUGCAUAUCGCUUACGGGGCCUGUAUCACCAUCCAGUUUGUCACCAACAUUAUCAUCCAUGGACUCCACAUUCAUAAUUGCAAGCCCACAGGCAACGCCAUGGUCCGUAGCUCCCCUUCUCAUUACGGAUGGAGAACCAUGGCUGACGGUGACGGCAUUUCAAUUUUCGGGUCGAGUCACAUCUGGAUCGACCACAACUCGCUGUCUAAUUGUGCCGAUGGACUUAUCGAUGCUGUAAUGGGAUCCACUGCGAUCACAAUCUCAAACAACUACUUCACCCAUCACAAUGAGGUUAUGCUGUUGGGACAUAGUGACUCUUAUGUAAGAGACAAGCAGAUGCAAGUCACCAUUGCUUAUAAUCAUUUCGGUGAGGGCCUUAUCCAGAGAAUGCCAAGGUGUAGACACGGAUAUUUCCAUGUCGUAAACAAUGACUACACGCACUGGGAAAUGUAUGCAAUUGGUGGAAGUGCAAAUCCCACCAUUAACAGCCAAGGCAACCGUUACCUUGCCCCUGUUAAUCCCUUUGCUAAGGAGGUGACAAAGAGAGUGGACACAUAUAGUGAUGAAUGGAAACAUUGGAAUUGGAGGUCGGAGGGAGACCUGUUGUUGAAUGGAGCUUAUUUCACUCCAUCAGGUGCUGGAAGAGCCGCCAGCUACGCCAGGGCCUCGAGCUUGAGCGCCAAGUCGUCUUUCUUGGUCGGCACCCUUACUUCAAAUGCAGGUGCCCUUGCCUGCCGCCCAGGCCGCAUGUGCUAAUGCUCAUCAAUCCCCAACCAAAAAUCCAAGCGAAACAAGAUGAAAAACAACUCAUUUUUCUUCCCACAUAAAUAUAAUAUUAUAUAUCGUUUAAUAUAGUACGUAGUAUUCCCUGAGUUUUUUUCUGCUUAAUCAAUCCUUUUGACAAGUGUACAAAAAAGUCCAUAGAAAUUGUCAUGUACCUCUGCCUCAUACACAACAAUUUCACUUGUCAUAAAACGCCAUUGAUCGACCUCGGCCUCUUUAUGGUGCCGUAGUGUUGUUCAUUUCUUUGUUGCUUCUCUUUGUAAUUAUGUAUUUCGCUUUAACAGUUUCCCCCUGCUUUCCCUCUUUGGUCCCUUGUAUUCUUGUCUCUUUGAUGAAUUUAGCCAGCAAGUAUAUUGCAUAAGUAUAAAGUUUCACAUA